AAACAUUACGGCCUACGAAAAUCCCACCUUAUGAAACUUAUCUCCUAUGUGGAUGCAGGGGGCAAGCUUGACAGUCACGAUGAAGUUCCAGAAGGCAUUCGACAAGCUCUCUACGUGGAGGCCCAGCAGAAACUUGAGAGGGCGUCGAAUAAAACGAACAACCAGGUCGCUUUGGGGGCCCCAUAUCCAAUCAAUAUCAAUCUCUUGGCUCCGCAGGAUGAUGCUGUCAAGGCAUACUGUGAAUGGCACGAGCUGCAAGUGACUGACGAAAAGCGCAAAGCUGACUGGCGUAAGGCAUGCAAUAUCACUCUGUCCAAUGGCCUUGACCUCGAGUUAGUCGAAGAAGAUUAA
Molecule: messenger RNA, 351 nt
Organism: Aspergillus steynii IBT 23096
Lineage: Eukaryota; Fungi; Ascomycota; Eurotiomycetes; Eurotiales; Aspergillaceae
Exons: 2
Source: RefSeq, a predicted model, not a curated record